Molecule: messenger RNA, 3831 nt
Organism: Hydractinia symbiolongicarpus
Lineage: Eukaryota; Metazoa; Cnidaria; Hydrozoa; Anthoathecata; Hydractiniidae
Exons: 5
Coding region: 177-2642 (821 amino acids)
Source: RefSeq, a predicted model, not a curated record
GGUAAAAAUUUGAGAAUAUUUAGUCAUGCUGUAAUGGCUUUUUUCACUUGUUCUGUGAAAAUAGUCAAAAUUAUUUUACCUACCAAAGUUUAUGUCACACGCACUAUAUAAUUUAACGCUGGGAAGAAAACGCUGGGAAGAAAGAAUUGUUAAAAUGAAGAUGAAUUAAGAGUACAAUGGCACUAGCAGACCGGAGCCUAAAAUGGAAAGAAGCUGACGAAAUCCCUUUAAUGGAUGAAUCCAAUGAAAAAAUUCUGUCAGACGAGGUAAAUUUUGCCAAUGGAAAUGACUCUGAUAUCGAAGCAGAGGGUGAGAAACCAUUUAAACAGCACGACAUAACUUUAUGGUUUUCCGAUGCCAUAGUUUUAAUUGUCGAACAUUUACAGUAUUACGCCGUGUUGUUGUCGUUAUCCGAGCACUGGGGAUGGCCGAUUAAUUGGGUGGAUAUCACAUCGUUUACUUUCCUUUUUAAUGCAGAUAUUUGGGAGUUUCGUAAGGUCAGCAUUGGAGCGUUCAAUCAUUCCAGAACAUCGUUUAUCAAGUCCUCGACAAUAGGAUUCAACUACGUUUCGUACCUAGCAUCAUGGGCUGUGUUUUUGAUUAUCCUCGCUGCGGUGUUCACAGGUGUGUACGUCCGAUGGAUGAAGAAACGUCCGUUGUACAUGUUGCUGUAUGUUGCCAGGUGGAAAAGAGUAAUGUUUUUGGUACUGCAAUUUCUCUGCAUGCCGUUUGGUGUGGCUGCGGCAAGAGUGUUUCAUUGCAGAAUAGAUGUAAGCAGUCAGAAGGAGGUGAUGGACGUGCAGAACGAAUUUGAAUGUUUCAAUAGUGCACACAUUGCAUUCAUGGUCUUGGUUAUCUUGAUCUUCGUCUUCUUUUUCUUUUUUUACCCGUUUGUUUUGAUGCGAUGGGUUAGAGAUCAGGUGUUUUCGAAUGAUCCAGUUCGACACGAAGGCUACUUGCAGUUGAAGGAAGCUGAGUACGAGCAGGGGUUGGAUAUUUUAUGGGAUCUUGGCCAGUACCAUUUGUUUUCAUCGUUUCGAAGAUUUUGGAUUUACUACAACCCUUUGAAGUUUUUGUUUAAAUUCAUUAUGAUUGCUGGUUUUGCCCUUUCAGUAAAAUCGGCAUUCUGGGCAUCAGCAGGAAUAACUGUCUUAUUCGUAAUAGCGUUCUUCGCUUUGAUUUUAAAACGACCCUUUCGUGUUCGCUGCUUUAAUUUGAUGGCCGUUUUUAGUCAUCUUAUUAUUGCCGCGAAUUGCCUAAUUGGUAAUUUUAUGGUACGCCCACCGUGGGAAAAAACAGAACAGUUUCAAAUUGUGUCGUUUCUGAGAUACCCCACUAUUUUGCAUAUUCUAGUGGCAAUAAACGGAAGCUGGUUGUUCGUUCUGGUAUUAUGGAUUGUAUAUUUGUUCCUUUUAAACAACGGAGUCCUAGGUAAAGAAAGGAUCUGGCCGCGUUUGUCGUACGAAUCCUCUAAUGCCAUAGGUGAAGACACCAAGAAAUACUUAAAAGCAGCUUUAAAAGCCAGACAUACACUUGAGAGGGCGCUAGCUUCCAUACCGCUGUUCGCGCCUGUUCACGAGCUGUCGCAUCAAGUGAAAGUAAUCAACGCGUACUGUCGCGAGGCUGAGUAUAUUGGAGAUCCUACUCAUGACACUUUGUGGGACCUUCUUGACGAACUUAUUGAAGCACAUAAUGCUCUCGCUUCCGUUUCUGUGUUUGGAAUGUCUGGAAAAAAUUCCAUCAGAGAAACUUCGGAAGAAUUCAUCAAGUUGAUGCCCAGCUUUAGAAAGCGUUUGAAACAACGGGAAUAUGACUAUAUCUUGGUCCCGCCUGUUAAAAGAAGACUGCUUCUCAAGAUGUACAUCCUCAGCGUCUUCGUUGGAAACAAGAGGAAACACGCCUCCCCCGAUCAAGAGAUCACUACGAAGCUUCAAGAAGCACUAGCAAUGUUCGAUGGACGUUCGCUGGAUGAUUACGACACUGGAUUCAGCUCGACGUCGCCCUCUACAAUCUCGGCAUCGACGGGCAGGCCAUUAUCUGAGAUGCGAAGCAGAGGAGAUACAAACGUGACCGGCUUUAUCAAUGAAUUGGACGCUUAUUUUCCAAAACAAGACACGUCUGAUUUCAACGAUUCGUUGUCUUCACGAAAGACAUCGGCUUCUUCCCGUGUGUCGUACAGCUAUAAACCAGCCACCGCUGUUGAUUUAAAACAGUCACGCCCGACUUCAAGAGAUAGAUCAGAGAAAAAGCUUAGCAUUCCCUCUGUUAGUUCCAGACCAUCAUCCAAAGACAGCAAGAGAGAGUUGACACCCAGCCCAGCAUUAUCGUCUAAACCGAGUACUCCAAAAGGAAAUAAAGUGUCACCUGCGGAUUCUCCAAGAAGUAAUAGAUCACCAAGAGGUAACAGAGUAUCACCCUUAGUGACAAGUGAAAAUAGCUAUCAAGAGAAGGAAGUUACCAGACCAGGCACAGCGCCGCUAACACCAAUCUCUUCAAGAACAUCACAUGUCUCACGGCCUGGUACUACUCCAACGACCAGUAGACGUACUGCCCCAACCACGACUAGACCAAAUGAAAUGUCGUCCACAAUAUCUUUACCUGGUCAAGUAGAAACUCACGAAGAAGCUGAGUUUCAGUUAUAAUAGUAAAACAGAUGGAACACGUCCACAUAGUAUUAUCAACUUGUUCCUGUGUACAAAGAUGUGUGACAAAUUCUUUAUAUUUAUAUGUCUAUAAAGAUAUGAACAAGUAGGCAUAUUGGCGCAUGUUUUUUAAACGGAUACGUAUGUUGUAUGAAGAACUGAUCUAUACAUAUAUAUGAAUGGAUAUGCAAAACAGUUGAGAUGUAUGAUACUAUGUGCUUGGUCAAGAUUCUUUUAAACGUGAUUUGUGUGAUUGAUGCGUGUGUUGAAUUGGCUUCUAAACAUAUUUACAGACAACUGUUAUAACACGCAUUACAGCUUACUUUGCACUUCGCUUGCACAAUUUUGGUUAUAAUUUAAACAAAAUAAACGUUGUUACAUACAUUUUUGGGCGUCAAUAGUGCUAACAAUUAAAUUUUUGCGAGCUGCAGUUUUCUUAUGAUAUUUUUAAAGCAGUUUGGGGCUAGAGCUGUAUAGUGAAACUUAUCAGGUUUGUUUACGUUUCCAAAAAUUUUAAUUUAACGACAAUUCCAAAUAUUCUGACAUCACUAAGGUUUUUCCGUAAGAAUUUAAUUUAGCUGAGACUUCGCACCCUACUUGCUACCUACAAUACAAAAUAGUGUUUUACAAUAUUCACCAUAGUAGUAUUAGCGUUUAUUUAUGUUUCCAAACGUGCGAAUUACAUUUUUGCAAUCCAAGCAGAGAGUUAACAUUUUCAGUGACAAGUCACGGAUCAGGCAUAAUAGUUAUUAAAUGAUGUACGUGUUAGAUAAUCUUAUACACUUCAAAAAUUUCACGGCUAUGUUGUGUUCUGUUGCCAAUUGUUUUGGAUGUGUUUUUUCUAUGGUUUUUAGUCGAAACAGUGUCUGAUUUGUUUCUUUUAAACCCAAAAUUCCCCAAAACCCUAAAAACUUUAUUCUUCUCAAUUAACUAAGGUAACUUAAAAAUGUCUAUUGUAUGAUAGCAGUCUCGUCCCUAUACCCUUUUAGCUGUGCAGAUACUAAUUUGCUUUUUGUUAAAUACGUGAGAGGUUUAGGAACGAGCCUGGCACAGUCAAAAUAAUUUAUAUUUUAUGUAUAGAAUGUGUAAAAAAUGUCACUUUGUAAAUAGUGGUAAUUUAUUUUUUCAAGAUUUGAUUAUUUCGAUAUAAAACAGAAACGUGAUGAAAAAAUUUUUGUUGUUGUGUUUU